This is a messenger RNA of Drosophila pseudoobscura, 1307 nucleotides long. RefSeq lists its product as uncharacterized. NCBI's taxonomy places the organism in Eukaryota, Metazoa, Arthropoda, Insecta, Diptera, Drosophilidae. The record is from RefSeq and is a predicted model, not a curated record. The transcript is spliced from 3 exons. The coding region runs from base 763 to 969 and encodes 68 amino acids.
CGAUUUUAAGUGAUAAUUUUCUUACCCCCAAAAGAGUUUACCCAAAAAAAUUUACAAUAAUAAAAAAUGCGCUAAAAGUUCUGGGAAAACUUCAGCAAAAAGUGCUCUCAAAGAAAGAAGAAAGAAGUGCUUAAAAGAAUUACUUCAAAACCAGAAGGAAAAAUAUCCAAAAAUACAAAAAAGAACGUGAAAACCUAAAGGAAAACAAAAUAGAAUAAGAGUAAGAAGUGAUCCCAAAACAUGAAGAAAAAGUGAAGAAGGAGGAAAACAGGAAUAAGAAAUAGCAGGAAAAAGUGUUAACAACAGGAAGAAACCCAAAGAGAAGAUUGUAUUCUAUGUAGAUUUAUUUCUAGCAUAUUCUUCCUUCAAAAAAAAUAAUAAUAUUACUAUUAAAUAAAAAGAGAGCGGGAAAGAGAGGUAGAGAGCUCUCUCUGCAAAUGUGUGCGCGUGUGACUGCGUUGAGAGGGUAAAACUACAAACUGAAAGUGCUUGGUGGCAGAAUAUGGAUAGCGUCUGCCACCACUCCACCUCGCCACCCCGCUACCUCGCCGCUCAACGACAUCAUUAUCAUCACCUUCAGAGUCAGAAUCAGCAUCAGAAUCAGCAUCAGCAUCAGCAUCUGCACCAGAAGCAGCAUCAACAGCCGCUUCAACAUCGACAGCAGCAGCUGAGCGACAACAUAGCAACGGAUCCACGUGCCACGUGCCACGUAUCACCUGAGCAGCAAGCUGGCCAUUGCAGGAGCGCUAGCAGGCCACAAAGAUGCCACCGCUGCGACAUGAACAAUUGAUCAACAAAAAAAUUGUGCAUUGUCGAAUCAGCUUUGGUUUAAGCUAUAUAUUUAACAACCGAUCGGAACCAGCCGUGGUCAGAUCAUCCACCAGCUCAUCCUCAACAUCAACCUCAACCUCAACUUCGAGUAAGAAAGCUCGAACCAAGGACCGUUUGAAGAAGGGAAACGAGGGCUAACAAUAUAAUUUGCAUUUGGAUUGGGUUGUUUGAUAUGGCAUUUGAAAUUAUGGAAACCAUGUUCUAGAAUUGUGUUUUAAGAAAGAGUCCAAACAGAUCAUUCCAUGAGAUUUGCUGAAGAUUGAAGCCCAAAAGAGUUCCCCCCCAGAGUCCUGUUCAAUCACCGAAUCGUUGUGGAUCACUUUCGAUUCGUAGAAUCCUUCAAAUGGUAUACAAAGGUUAUAAAGCGUAACCGAGAGACUAGUUUAUGGACUGGGAACACGUUGGAAAAACUGUGAUAACCUCCAAAUGGUGUAAUAAAUGGAGAGGCCAGGAGUCGGCACUCGAUUGAGAUGGGA